Messenger RNA from Prunus armeniaca (apricot), 1032 nucleotides. Lineage: Eukaryota; Viridiplantae; Streptophyta; Magnoliopsida; Rosales; Rosaceae. The record is from the annotation of a GenBank genome assembly.
AUGGCUGAUUCUAACUGGUUCAUCCAAGACAGCCAGAGCUCAGAAUGGACUAAAGAAGAGAACAAGAAGUUUGAGAGUGCUCUGGCUAUGUUUGAUGAGAAAACGCCUGACAGGUGGCUGAAGGUGGCUUCAAUGAUACCGGGGAAGACGGUUAUCGAUGUGAUCAAGCAGUAUCAGGAGCUGGAAGAAGAUGUUAGUGAAAUAGAAUCUGGGAGGUUUCCAAUUCCAGGGUACCUUACAUCUUCUUUCACAUUGGACUUGGGAGAUGAUCGAAAUUUUGAUGCUAAUAGAAAGAGGCCUUCUGCAGCUCGAGGUUCUGAUCAGGAAAGGAAGAAGGGAAUUCCAUGGACAGAAGAGGAGCACAGGCGGUUUCUGAUGGGACUUCUAAAAUAUGGGAAAGGGGACUGGAGGAAUAUUUCCAGGAAUUUUGUAAUCUCAAAAACUCCCACACAAGUGGCAAGCCAUGCUCAAAAAUACUUUAUGAGGCAGCACUCAGGAGGGAAGGAUAAAAGAAGACCAAGCAUCCACGACAUAACGACUGUCAACCUCACAAGCACUACUCCACCAGAAAAUAAUAGGCCUGCUUUAGACCAGUCUCCACCAGAGCAGAAGUCCACUGAAUCACCAAAAGCAUUACUUGACUGGAAUGCUUGUGAUGAUGGAGGAGCCAUGGUUUUUGGCUCUACUCAUGGCAGUCUUUUCGAGUCGUCUCCGUAUGAUGUAGCUGCAGAAGGGAUUAAGCUACAGUUGCAAAAACUCUACAGCAGUGCUAAUUUUGCUGCUCAUGCCAAACCCCAAAAUUCGAUGUAUCUAAUGCAGACCUCAAGACAUCAGAUACAUGGAAUUGAGUUUGUCCAAAUCCCCCAGGAUGGUUUAGCUGUGAAAGCAUUACAAAGUAACUGCAGUUUUGAGCUGGGAAAUAAACAUGCAUACAUCAGUGAAUUUCCUAGUGGUGCGUGGUCUUAUUUACACCCUAUGGAUUUGCACUUGGAAUGGCUGUGGUUGAUUAUGGUUGUUUCACACGUGGAAUGA